Messenger RNA from Xenia sp. Carnegie-2017, 931 nucleotides. RefSeq names its product putative transcription factor capicua. The record is from RefSeq and is a predicted model, not a curated record. The transcript is spliced from 6 exons. NCBI's taxonomy places the organism in Eukaryota, Metazoa, Cnidaria, Anthozoa, Malacalcyonacea, Xeniidae. The coding region runs from base 1 to 759 and encodes 252 amino acids. Gene Ontology annotation, molecular function: DNA-binding transcription factor activity, RNA polymerase II-specific; RNA polymerase II cis-regulatory region sequence-specific DNA binding. Gene Ontology annotation, cellular component: nucleus. Gene Ontology annotation, biological process: regulation of transcription by RNA polymerase II.
AUGUUGUGGGAAAGAAUCCAAGAAUACUCAGCGACGUUUGCAGGUGACUCUGGUGGCACAGCAACCCAAGACAACCGUGAAGAAUACCCAGCUUUUCGAAGAUACAAGUGGGAUGUUAAAUCAACGAUGACAACCUCCGCACGAUUUCGACCUCACAACUUGAAAGAAAAGGAAGUGAAACGCGAGAGUCGUUUCGAUGAAAUACCGCCGACUUACACACCUUGGUCUAAGCAUGACGUCAAGGACGCAGCGAACAGUCCCAGGCCCCCUUGUCGUGAAUUGCAACUGGAUGACGUAACAAGGAACCAAAGUUUCUUUGAUAACUCAACAAAAGUGGAACGUCCAUCAGCACUUUUUGAUUUGGAUUCUGCAGCACAAGCCUUGAGUAAUAUGGCUAAGAGAAAAGAAGAGCGCGUCGAAUAUCAAAGAAGAAUCGACUCCAUCCUACAGAUUGUAAAACGAAAAGGAAAGCGAACAAGAAAAACGAAGAACACGAAUUCUAACGCACGUAGACCGAUGAACGCGUUUAUGCUUUUUGCAAAACGUUACCGGCUCGAAAUCACGCAAAAACAUCCGGGAAAAGAUAACAGAGCCAUAAGUGUCAUUCUUGGUGAUGAGUGGCGAUCGCUGAGUUCAGAAGCGCGCAAAGUCUACAUCAUGGAGGCUAAAACUUUGGCCGAAGAACACAAGAGAAUUUAUCCGGACUGCUGGAAGCGCAAACGGACUCAAAUGUCCUCGAGAGGCAACAGAAAGCACUAGUUAGGAAAGUUGACGAAAUGUAUGUAUAUAUAAACAGCACAAUACCUACACCAACUAUAGCUAGUAUUUUUGGUUUCUCUAAAGAUAAGUUACGCACCUCAUCGUGACUUUAAGGCACACAUAAUGUAAAUAGAUAAAUUUCAACAAAAACGAAUGAAGUUGGACGUGGCUA